This is a messenger RNA of Larimichthys crocea (large yellow croaker), 5174 nucleotides long. It is a transcript of the gene raraa, whose product is annotated as retinoic acid receptor, alpha a. The record is from RefSeq and is a predicted model, not a curated record. Gene Ontology annotation, cellular component: nucleus; transcription regulator complex. Gene Ontology annotation, biological process: cellular response to corticotropin-releasing hormone stimulus; retinoic acid receptor signaling pathway; regulation of transcription by RNA polymerase II. The transcript is spliced from 12 exons. The coding region runs from base 1487 to 2830 and encodes 447 amino acids. Lineage: Eukaryota; Metazoa; Chordata; Actinopteri; Sciaenidae. Gene Ontology annotation, molecular function: RNA polymerase II cis-regulatory region sequence-specific DNA binding; nuclear receptor activity; zinc ion binding.
AAGCAGUAGUUUUCUUGUUGUUUCAGAUCAUUUGUGCAGAGCAUCGAGCACAUCUGGAGAGAGCAGGAGGACAUCCACUUUUGAGGACUGGCCCCUCGGUAAAGGAAAGGGGCGGGGUCAGAGCUGGUGUUGGAUUUCACAGCCAGAGAACGUGACUGCAAUGGUUGCCCUUGCGAGAGCCGUGCCAAACUUGCCUGCUCGCUGAAAAAAAGAAAAAAAUAAAAAAUAAAAAGAGAGAGAGAGAGAGAGAGAGAGAAAGCGGCUCGCCGUCUCUUAUCUUACGGUUUUUGCCGAGGGGCAGGUGGGGAAAGCGGGAGGUGGGGGGGUUAUUGAAUAGGCAAGUGUCACACGGCAGAGCCACCGUUUGCAGAUUUGAGAGUCGGCAGAAAACUUUGAGAAGGGAGAGUAACCACCGCGGAGAGAUUACAGCUGCGCGGCUGAACUUCCAGCAGCAGCAGCGGCAGGAGCAGGAGCAGGAGCGGCGGCGGCAAGCAGCCCGAGGGGGGACCGGGAGGAGGAGUCAACAGGUCCCAGAGCUUAGGAGCUGCAAUCGAUUCAAGGGGAGAUUUCCUUGGCCAAGGACAGGGAGAUUGACGUUUUUGGGUGCAGGGCCAUGCUGCGGGGCUACAGGCAGGCAGACUCGGAGGCAGGCCCGCAACCUCGACCCCAGCAUCAUUUGUUUGGACGAGGGCCGUCAGCGCCUGUCGCGCGGCCCAUGAUGAAGUGUCAGUCGAAGAAGGGCUCGUCCGAGCAAUCGAUGCGGGCAGUCCACCAGCCGGAAGCCCAGUUGGCCGAGCGGCACACCACUCAAUCAGUCUGAGCAGCAACACAGAGGGGCUGCUGGCGACCGACAGAGGCAGAAGCUUGUUGACUGCAAAGAGGACGCCUGUGCAAGGAGAAGAGCUUUGUCUCGGCACCAUGUGAUCCUGCCUUACCUAGGAGCGCUAGGAGAGUGAAUCUACGCUCCCUAAAAAGCAUCACAACCACUAGCACCCCUAUCACCACUAUCACCACUCCUGACUGCAGUCAUCAAAGGCACCUGUUCUUGACUCAACUUGCCUUCUGUCUCCGUCACCCCCUUCAUCUUGAAGAUAAGGAAUGGCCGUGCGAGUUUCGAGCUUCUCAAACACCUCUCGCAAAUAAGGCCUUUCAGCUUGUUUCACAAUAGCGGAGAAAGGAAGGAUAAAACAGUCCUCUUUUAUACUUCCGCCCUGCGUCUCUUUAUCAGUGUUUCCUUAGUAAUUCAAUCCUCAACACACACAUUCACUAAACCAACAGGCUUUUUUGUCUUGGUGACAUUUUAAGGACACCAGCACACAAGGAUUGUUUUUUUUAUAUUUUUUUUAUUGGAAUAUCUACUCAUGCAGUGUCCCUAUGGGGGAUUAAGUCAACACAGGAAUCCACACUGACUCCUCUCUUAGUUAGACCUUGUUAAGGUGGUUUUUCAGUGAGAUCUGUCUGUGACUGGAGGUGGACUGAAGCCAUCAUGGCUGGGAAGGGCAACCCGGUGCCGGGCCCCCACCUCAACGGCUUCCCCAUGCCCACAUACUCCUACUUCUUCCCCCACAUGUUGGGGAGCCUGUCGCCUCCAGCUCUGCCGGGACUGCCCAUCAGCGGGUACAGCACCCCGUCACCAGCCACGAUAGAGACCCAGAGUACCAGCUCAGAGGAGAUAGUGCCAAGCCCGCCCUCGCCUCCCCCGCCGCCCCGCGUCUACAAGCCCUGCUUUGUGUGCCAGGACAAGUCCUCAGGGUACCACUAUGGUGUCAGCGCCUGUGAGGGCUGCAAGGGCUUCUUUCGGAGAAGCAUCCAGAAGAACAUGGUGUACACUUGUCACCGGGAGAAGAACUGCAUCAUUAACAAAGUCACCCGCAACCGCUGCCAGUACUGUCGGCUGCAGAAGUGCCUGGAAGUCGGGAUGUCCAAGGAGUCGGUGAGAAACGACCGGAACAAGAAGAAAAAGGAUGAGAAGAAGCAGGAGUGCACAGAGAGCUACGUGCUGAGUCCCGACACAGAGCAGAUGAUCGACAGGGUUCGCAAGGCACACCAGGAAACUUUCCCCUCUCUCUGCCAGUUGGGCAAAUACACUACGACUAACAGCUCAGAACGACGUGUAUCCUUGGACGUAGACCUGUGGGACAAGUUCAGCGAACUCUCCACCAAGUGCAUCAUAAAGACAGUGGAGUUUGCUAAGCAGCUGCCCGGCUUUACAACGCUUACGAUCGCAGAUCAGAUCACUCUGCUGAAGGCAGCCUGUCUGGACAUCCUGAUACUCCGAAUCUGUACACGCUACACACCAGAGCAAGACACCAUGACUUUCUCAGAUGGACUCACGCUAAACCGAACCCAGAUGCACAAUGCUGGCUUCGGUCCCCUUACCGACCUGGUUUUUGCCUUUGCCAACCAGCUCCUUCCUCUGGAGAUGGAUGAUGCAGAGACAGGGCUACUCAGCGCCAUCUGUUUGCUGUGUGGAGAUCGCCAGGACUUGGAACAGGCAGAGAAGGUGGACGUCCUGCAAGAGCCCCUCCUGGAGGCGUUGAAGAUUUACGUAAGGAGGAGGAGGCCUCACAAACCGCACAUGUUCCCCAAGAUGCUUAUGAAGAUCACUGAUCUGAGGAGCAUCAGUGCUAAAGGAGCUGAGCGUGUCAUCACCCUGAAGAUGGAGAUCCCCGGCUCUAUGCCUCCUCUCAUCCAGGAGAUGCUGGAGAACUCAGAAGGCCUGGAAAGUGGGGCCGCAGGCGGCCGGCCCAGCGGUGCCCCACCAGGAAGCUGCAGUCCCAGUCUGUCACCUAGCUCUGCCCAAAGCAGUCCAGCCACACAAUCGCCGUAGUAGCGGCCCACCUUUUUAUUUUUCCUCACGAUGCUCUCUGUCUCCUCCCUCAACGUUCUAAAGAGGAGGGGCGAAGGAGGGGGGCCUUGACCCUGACUGCUGAACGCAGGAGACCGGCAGAGCCAACCUCCUCCUCUGCUACGACACAAAUCCCCACCUCCUGAUCUGCUUUCCCUCACUCUGGAGCACCAUCCUGAUGUGAGGGGAGGUAAGGCCGGGGUAGGCCGGGGACAACAGGAUGCCUCCGAGAGACCACACCGUAAACACUGCUGAUGACUCAUCCUCCUUCUCCCUCCACUCUCCUCUCCACCGCUGCUCCUCCCCUCUCCACCUUUCUCCAAAAGACUCAUGGAAACAAAUCUGGAUGCAGUGGAGAUCAGACCGAGAGUGGGUGGAGCACCAUGGGACAAAUAUAUGAACAAGGACAAUGCAUACAGACUUGACAAACACCAGACACUUUUUUUCUGUUGUACUCUGAGGCAGACUGCAAGCUUGGGACUUGUCAAAAGACCCCCCCUCCUCAAAGACUCUGGGUCUUUUCUCUUUUUCCAACUUCAAAAAAACAGAUUUCGUACAAAAGAUAUAUAAAUAUAUAUAGAAAAAGUUAAGGAACUAUUGUGAUUGAACAUGUUCGGAACAGAAUGGCAGGUUGAAAUGUGGACAUGUUUUCUGAGAUUAGAAAUUGUUGUACUCCUUCACUGUUUGAAUCUUUUCAUACCCAUCAAGAGUAUUGAGAGAGACGUUUCAGUUUUAUCACAUUUGUACAUUAUUCUAAUUAACAAAAAGUAAAAGAUCUUGAAAUUUCUCUCCAAUCUACACAUGCAAACACAAACAAACAAACACACACACAGACACACAGACACACACACAAAUGUGCACAGAAAACAAGUCGCAAUGAAUAUCACCUACUAUUCCAGGUUGGAUUUGUUUUCCUUUUUUUCUUUCUUUUUUUUUUCGCUUCCAAGAGAAUGGAAAAAAUGAUUGUAUGAACUUGGUUGUAUGAUAUGGUCACAGGUCCUUUCAAGAAAUCAAAUUAAUGAAGAUUCAUUAUUAAGGUGUAUUUUAAGUAGCCUUUGAGUUUGUGUAUAUAAGCUGUAUUCAUUUCUUUAAAACUAUGAAGAGUUUUAGGCUUCACCUGAUAUUUUUUUUUUUUUUUUUUUUUAAAGAAUACCUUUUAUGUGUUUUGUUUAUAGGUUUGUGAUGCAAGAAAAAAGACAUUUUGAGCACAUUUUACUGAAGGAAGUUCUUUCAUGUUUUGUGUCCUACUAAAUACUGGACAGACCCUUAACCAAUCACUGGCUGUUCAGAAUGUGGCUUUCACAAACAAUUUCAACACCCACCUCCUCCACCCCCUACACUUUAAAAACAUGUUUUUUUACAUACAGUAGAUAACAAAGUAGCACUCUUGUCGGGGCAAAGCUUUUUUUUUGGCCAUGUAGCAGAAAGAGAUUAGGUGUUUUUCUGAAACCGGUGAGCUCGAUGCCACUUGUAGCCAACCAGGUUCAAGUGCACUACAGCAGCUCAGCUUCAAAGAGAAUUAAAAUGUGAAGAAUGGUGUAUACACACACACUGUAUUAAACACAAGUGAUUCUCAGUAGUCUCUGAAUGGAUCAAGACUCUGUCGUGGAUGGGGAAAGACCAGAUUGUAGUUAUCCCUCUGCUCUGUCAGUGGUCAGGCAAGUGAAGGUCCCAAAUGUGAUGUCUGUCAACUAAGUCCUCACAAAUCCCCCCCUGGCAAACUGUGGUAGAUACAAAUAUGUGACUUUUUGUCAGAUCCAGAGCAACCUUGCACCCUGCGACUCACUUUACGCCAAAACGCCUUCACCGUUAACACACACAUCAUCAAGACCAUCAUUACUGUACACACGCCAAUGUCUCAGGAAGGAAUCAUUUUGUGUGCUUGGCCUGUUCUUUGUAUAUGUUCUGUGCUGCACCUCCUAACCCUCCUGUCACAGAUGCACACAUACACACACACUUCUGCUACUGAGCCCCUGAAUUUUUCUUCAGUCACUCAUUUUGUUAGGCCUGGCAGACCAGGACUCGUGCAGAGAGACACCGACCCUGAUCUCCCGCAACAUUACGACAUAGGAUGCCAGUGUCUCUCUGAGACGUUCAUGUGUUCUUUUUAUUUGUACGGUCAAAGCUGCUUUCAUCAUUUAGGACUUCACCUGUCCAGAACAGCGCACAACUUUUCCCUCCACAGCUAAUCUGGAAUAGCAACAGACACACCGUCAGUUUGAGAAGUAUGGAAUAUGUUGCAAUUUUGUCAAGAUUAUCAAGCGACUUUGAAAAAAAAAAAAAACAACAAAAAAAGAUAAAAAAUAAAACCAACAUUUAAUAAUUA